AUGAGAGGAGAGAAUAACAGGCAAAUAGAAAAUCUUUGUGAUAAUCUACCUUAUCUAUUUCGGAUCGGUAAAGCCAAGGACAAACGCAGUCUUCUAAGGUGUCGCUUCAACUAUGUUUCAUCGUCCCUGUUGGAGACUUGGAGACUACAGCGGCCAAAGAAAAACGAGAAUCUCGAGAAAUGUAUAGGAAGGAGAGAAGCACAGCACAGGCGGUGGUUCAGAGGCUGUGUCAAUGUGUCAGAGAGACGGUCUCCAUGCCAGGGUUGCCUUUUAUGUCCACGUAAUGUGGGAUCUGGUGGAACUCCUGAAAGAAAGAAGUGGGGCCUGGAGCAAGUCCCUUUCUUCUGUCUUUGUUCAACCGCUUUAACCACGUCCUUUCCUUCUCGCGCUCUAUUCUCCUGGGAACUCGGCACCACGAGAUUUCGCCUUCGUCCACGUGGUCUUACCUUUGGUAUUAUCAACGCGCAAGAAGAAACUGGAUCGGAACGGCAAUGGAAUAUCAAGAAGUCUCGGAGCAAUCGAGGGAUGCCAGCGGUGCAAGAACACUUGAAUGGAGCCACGGGCAGAACCAGUAUUGCGAGAUGCGGUCUCCCGUGCUGUCGUUCAGAAUCCCGCAGAAGGGGCAGCCGUUUCGAGGAAGCGGUCGUCGAUUGGAAAUCGUACAUGCUGCCCGUUGAAUGGACUAUAUCUCUUUCCCUCCUGCACUGUGAACGCUUGUUUUGCUGUCCUUUCUCUUUCCUAUCCCUCCCGCUCUUCCAGCUCUGGGCAGACGCGCGCCUCGGUGUCCUAGCGCGCGAUUCAUGCUGCUGCACGCACUGUUCCCUUUCUUUCCUUGAGUUUCGCGUCCCCAGUUUUUUCCUAUGAGACGUGGAUACGAGGAAUCGAGCCGUCUCGUCUCGACCCGCUCCACGAUUUUCGUUCGUUGAUCGUUAAUCGAUCAACUCUUUUGGACCCACGCGUCGAUUCGUUUUCGAUCAGAUUACUUUCUCUGAAUUUACGAUCUUUUUCAUUAAAAAAAAAAAGAAAACGAAAAAGAAAAAUAGUAAAUGUUUUUGUAUGGAAUUUUUUAAUAUUAUUUUAUUAGAAUUUUUUUUAUUUUAUGCAGAAAUAUAAAACUCAUAAAAAUAAAUAUUUUAUUUAUAGUUUGCAUAAACUAUAAAUAAAGAUAUAUAAAAAUAUUUUAAUGAUAUAAUAAUAGAAGGAAAGUCCUUAAUAUA
Molecule: messenger RNA, 1217 nt
Organism: Apis cerana (Asiatic honeybee)
Lineage: Eukaryota; Metazoa; Arthropoda; Insecta; Hymenoptera; Apidae
Source: RefSeq, a predicted model, not a curated record